AUGGAUACGGAGCCUACUCAGUAUCAAUCGUCUCCAGAUGCCCCUUGGCCUGAGAUAGAUCUUACGGAAGAAGAACUGAUUCAGUGCGAUCCCGAGCAAAGACUUUCCCGUGUUUUACACUUGUUUGAAUUUCGAAAAAAUGAAGCGCUGGUCACUCUACCAAUCGGCGGUCCCAAGGCUGCGUACAAAGGCAUCACCGCUAUUGGUAUUGUUGGGACGUUGGUGGGAAAGGCUGGGCUUUUUGCUCAGUGCUGCUGGUUUGGAAACUACGACUUGGACUGGUUUUGGUGUGAAAUAACUGAUAUACAACAUGUCGAGCUGAGGUCUGAUAUCCGAUUUCGAGGAGGCGAUAAGUGUCUAUGGCUAUCAACCUCACGUGGCAACUACGCUCUGCUUGUUCCUCAAGCGACCUACUCGGAUACGUGGGAAGCAUCCCUUCAUUUGCAUGGGUCUGAAGCAAAAGACGCUCAAGUUUGUGUCUGGCCCACCCAAGGCUCUCGUCCUGACUGGUGGGACGCUCAUUGGAAGGAUUCCUGGCCAUGGGACGAAGACGAGGAUGCGAUGGAAGUAGACGAGGACACUCAAACAGGUUUGGGAUGGCCGAGGCUUGGACCUCAUGGGGAUCUGCGAUUUCCAGGACAGCCUCGUAGCAAUCUACAUUCACUAUCACCCUGGAUUCUUAGUCCUGACGGCCUCACAUUGACCUCUAAGGAGUAG
This is a messenger RNA of Rhizoctonia solani, 717 nucleotides long. RefSeq lists its product as uncharacterized. The coding region runs from base 1 to 717 and encodes 238 amino acids. NCBI's taxonomy places the organism in Eukaryota, Fungi, Basidiomycota, Agaricomycetes, Cantharellales, Ceratobasidiaceae. The transcript is spliced from 3 exons. The record is from RefSeq and is a predicted model, not a curated record.